AUGGCCGCACCCGCAGCAUCCUUUACGCAGGAGCCAAAGAACGCAUUAGCACUUCUUUUGACCUUGGCCAGUACCGCAUUGGCUCAAACAGAGAACUCGACUCGCCUUGUUCGUACAUCUCAACCGGCUCAAAUCAGAUACGACGAUCCUGAUGGUACGAAAGUGAACUGGAAAUUCUACGUGCCGUAUAAUCAGCAACACUCUAACUUAGAGAAUCCUCAGCGUGGGCAACGAGCCGAGACAGUGAUAGCUCAACCGCAAACUUCAGGAGUACAGCAUCAGCAACGUUUGAUUCAAUCUCAUCAACAACCAUCACCAUCACCGUUAUCAAACGUUGUACCAAAUCAACAAGAAUACAAAUCUUACGCUUCUGUACCAACGCAUAUAAAGGAAUUGAUAUUACAGACGUAUGAACCACAGCGGCCUUACGUCGAUCCAUCAGCUUUUAUCCAUCAGCAGGGUUUAUCGUUUGAACAGGCAAAUUCACGUUCUGAUAUUUCUCAAUCGAGUCAAUACGAAUCACCAAUUGGAAAAUAUCAAACUAUCGAUGACACCAGAACCGCUUCGACGGAUUUUUAUUAUGGCGAAAGAAUGGCCAAGCCACAAGGUAGAAUCAAUUAUAAAGAGGAUUACGAUCAACGUCAAAACGAACAGCAUCAUCAUGAUCAUCAUCAUCAUCAUCAUCAUCAGCAUCAUUCACAAUCGCAAGAGAAUCAGAAUUCUCAACAAUCGCAACAAAUAAUCGGUAUAACUGUACCGAUCGAAACUAUGCCCGUUCAACCGGUACCAAAAUUGGUCAUAGACAAGAACAUGCCGCAAGAGAUACAACAGUUGCUACAUUACCAAUCUCAGAUACCCUAUGAUGUCAUAGCUAACAGAAUAACUUACAGGCCAAAAACCUUGUUCAUUCCUAAACCGAUACCGGACGAUUCGAAAGGACCGUAUUAUUACAAGAGUAAGAUUUAUUUCAUGAAAGACGACAAUAUCGAUGAGAUCGAGGAUGUUAAAUCGAUCGACGAUAGUCAACGUCAUUGACGACAAUUCUUUUAAUUUUUUUAAUUCGAUUAAAGCGUUACGUUAAACGUAUUAUAAUAUAUAUAUAUAUAUUUUUUUAAAUGUAAUAUUAUAUUAUAAUUAAUUUAAUGACAACGUUGAAAAAU
Messenger RNA from Vespa velutina, 1160 nucleotides. RefSeq names its product putative cyclin-dependent serine/threonine-protein kinase DDB_G0272797/DDB_G0274007. The record is from RefSeq and is a predicted model, not a curated record. Lineage: Eukaryota; Metazoa; Arthropoda; Insecta; Hymenoptera; Vespidae. The transcript has 3 exons. Bases 1 to 1035 code for a protein of 344 amino acids.